Diospyros lotus (date-plum) is the source of this 3072-nucleotide messenger RNA. Its product is annotated as pentatricopeptide repeat-containing protein At2g41720. Bases 67 to 2664 code for a protein of 865 amino acids. Gene Ontology annotation, molecular function: protein binding. The record is from RefSeq and is a predicted model, not a curated record. Lineage: Eukaryota; Viridiplantae; Streptophyta; Magnoliopsida; Ericales; Ebenaceae. The transcript is spliced from 10 exons.
UGAGCACUCAGGCUUUAUCCCCUCUCUCUCUCUCUCUCUCUCUCUCUCUCUCUCCCUCUGAUCUCAAUGGCUACCUCCCAAAAUCCACAUCCGUUCAAACUCAACCCUCCGAACAACUCGAGGGGACCUGCAAAUCCUAGCACCAACCCUAAUUUUAGGAGAACCCUACCGGUAGUGGUAGUAGCUCGCAGGAAGGCGAAGGACGAAGAAGAAGUAUGGAAGCACAAGAAGCAGGGGUACGUAGACUACGACCGAGGCGAGCACCAGGUCCGCCUUCACGUGGCCGGCCUCCGCAAAUCGGACGUGCCGAAGCGGUACAGGCUGCGAGUCGACGGCGACCGGUUCCAGAAGGACUGGACCCUCGGCGAAGUGGUUCGCAGGGUUUUGGAGCUCAAACAUUGGGAGGACAUUGAGCGACUGCUCAACCAUUGGGUUGGAAGGUUUGCUAGAAAGAAUUUUCCCGUUCUUAUCAAGGAAAUAACUCAAACAGGUUCAAUUGAGCACAGCAUUCAUGUUUUCCGCUGGAUGAAGAAUCAAAACAACUAUUGUGCUCGGAAUGAUAUUUACAACAUGAUGAUCAGGUUACAUGCCAGACAUAACCGAACAGACCAAGCACGUGGUUUGUUUUUUGAGAUGCAAGAGUGGAGGUGUAAGCCUGAUGCUGAAACUUACAAUGCCCUGAUCAAUGCGCAUGGUCGAGCUGGUCAAUGGCGUUGGGCAAUGAAUAUUAUGGAAGACAUGCUUUGUGCAGCUAUUGCACCAAGUCGAUCAACAUAUAACAACUUGAUCAAUGCAUGUGGAUCUACUGGAAACUGGAGAGAAGCUCUACGAGUUUGCAGGAAGAUGACAGAAAAUGGAGUUGGACCUGAUCUGGUGACUCACAAUAUUGUUCUGUCCGCUUACAAAACUGGGGCUCAGUAUUCAAAGGCCAUAUCCUAUUUUGAACUUAUGGAAGGGACAAAUAUUCGACCAGACACCACCACCCUUAAUAUUAUGAUACAUUGCCUGAUAAAGCUUGGUCAAUAUGGGAAAGCUAUUGAUAUUUUCAAUUCUAUGAGGGAGAAGAGAGCACUGUGUUGUCCUGAUGUUGUGACAUACACUAGCAUAAUUCAUUUGUAUUCUGUUAGUGGGCAGAUAGAGAACUGCCAGUCUGUUUUCAAUACCAUGCUUGCAGAAGGUCUGCAACCCAAUAUCGUUUCUUAUAAUGCUUUAAUAGGUGCGUAUGCUUUACAUGGUAUGAGUGAAGAGGCCCUGUCAGUUUUUAACAAGCUAAAGAAAAAUGGUUUUCGGCCAGAUGUUGUGUCUUAUACAUCUCUGCUCAAUGCUUAUGGAAGAUCUGAGCAACCUCAAAAGGCCCAGGGAAUAUUUGACUUGAUGAAACAAAACAACCUGAAGCCAAAUGUGGUAAGUUACAAUGCAUUGAUUGAUGCCUACGGAUCUAACAAUUAUUUGGCCGAGGCCAUUGAAGUGCUGCAUGAGAUGGAACAAAAUGGGGUGCAGCCAAACAUUGUGUCAAUUUGUACCCUCUUGGCUGCUUGUGGGCGUUGUGGUCAAAAGGUCAAGAUUGAUUCUGUACUUUCGGCUGCUGAGUCACGAGGCAUCAAGUUGAACACAGUUGCAUGUAACUCUGCCAUUGGAAGUUAUAUGAAUGUGGGGGAGUAUGAGAAAGCUCUAAAAGUAUAUGGAUCCAUGAGGGAAAAGAAAGUCAAACCUGAUUCUGUCACGUAUAAUUUGCUAAUAAGUGGUUGUUGUAGGAUGUCAAAGUAUAAUGAAGCCCUUGAGUUUCUUGAGGAGAUGAUGGAUUUCAAAGUUCCCUUAUCAAAGGAGGUAUACUCAUCAGUGAUCUGUGCUUAUAGUAAACUGGGUCGACUUGCAGAAGCAGAGUCCAUGUUCACCAUGAUGAAAAUGUCUGGUUCUCCUGAUGUUAUUGCAUAUACCACAAUGAUACAUGCCUAUAGUGCUGCUGGGAAUUGGGAGAAAGCAUCUGCAUUAUUUCAAGAUAUGGGUGUGAAUGGUGUGCAACCAGAUGCCAUUGCAUGUUCAGCUUUGAUGAAAGCUUUCAAUAAAGGAUGCCAACCAGCAAAAGUAUUGUCUCUUGCCGAGCUUAUGGAAAACAAGGGCAUCCCCUUUAAUGAUGCCAUUUUCUUUGAAAUGGUGUCUUCCUGUAGCAUGUUACGAGAUUGGAGGACCACGGUUGGUCUGAUCAAAAUGAUGGAGCCUUCAUUCCCUGUCAUUUCAGUAGGACUUCUGAAUCAGCUUCUGCAUCUUGUUGGAAAAUCUGGGAAGGUUGAGACCAUGAUGAAGUUAUUCUAUAAAAUAGUGGCAACCAGUGCAGAAAUCAGCUUCUCUACUUAUUCAAUUUUGUUGAAGGACCUUUUGGCUGCAGGAAAUUGGAGGAAAUAUAUUGAGGUACUGCAAUGGAUGGAGGAUGCUGGAAUUCAACCAUCGAUUGGAAUGUAUCAAAGUAUUUUGUUUUUUGCACAAAAUAGUGCUGGGGCUGAUUAUGCUGCUGUUAUACAAGGAAGAGUUGAGUCCUUGAAGAGAAAAUCCAGGGAUCAAAUUUCAACAACCAACCUUCAAGACUCCUCCCUUCCGACAAUGACAUUGAUCGAAUCAACUGUGGAGCAAGAAAUGGACAUACAAUCCCGGCAGCGUGCAGCUUGAAGGGCUAUCAAAUUGUUGAAAAGAAGGCCCAAAUUCAACUGACAAAAGCUGAAUGCUAUUCUGCUUGAUGAUUUUGGUCAUGAAGAUACAUCCCCGAAACACCAUCUACCCUGCUUGCUUUGCCAGAUUGCUUUAGGUUUUCAUUCUGUAGGGUGUUAAGAACAAACUUGGUGGCCCGGAAAAUGUCAAGUAUAUGCUGUUGCACAUAGUCGGAUAGCAAACUUUAGACUUGUAUUGUAUGGACUUUUGUUCUUGUGGAUUUAUAUGCUUAUGGGAUGAGCUUCCCGAAUACAUGUAUUGGCUCUUGUAAAUCUAAUUCUGUAAUCCAAGUAGCUAACUUAUCAAUGCUAUGAUCAAUACUAUGAUGGAUGAAGCAGCCCAAUUUUAUACCAAUAGUUUAUUAGAAAA